ACCUCGGCUUUAGCCAAUAGGCAUCAGCCACAGUGUAUCCAGUGUAUUCGUUCGCAGAGGUGGGGAGGGGCUGCCCAUAAAAGGCAGCUGGGUUGGGGUCGCGCGCACCAGAUCUGGGAACUGUCGCUCCUCUGGCUGUUUGUGUCCCCAGCGAAGGUAGGAGCAGAGGCACCGGCACCGCCCUCUCGUCUCUCUGGUCUGGUCAGGCCGCUGCGGGCGGAGCCGAGCCUUGGGAACCUAGAAGACAUGGAGUCCGAGCCCGUCACCCUGUUGGUGAAGAGCCCCAACCAACGACACCGAGACCUGGAACUGAACGGAGACCUGAACUGGAGCGUGGGCCGCCUUAAGGCUCACUUGAGCCGCGUCUACCCUGAGCGACCGCGAGAAGAGGACCAGAGAUUAAUUUAUUCAGGAAAGCUGCUGUUAGAUCACCUUUAUCUCAGAGAUAUACUACCUAAGCAUGAAAAACGGCAUGUCCUUCAUUUGGUUUGCAGUAUAAGAAAUCCUUCAAAAAUGCCAGAAAAAAUUUCUGAAUCUAAUGAGCAGCCUACUGGACUAAAUCAAGACCAACAUUCUUCUGUGGAUUCCUCAAGUAGUGGAUUAAGGCAAAGGGAUGUUCUUCAUAAUCCUUCUUCACUUGCAUGGGAAAAUAAUUCAAGAAUGGAAGCAAUUCAACAGACCUUCCAAGGUGUGAGUCCUGGCUUUUCAGGCUAUACUACCUAUGGCUGGCUACAGCUCUCCUGGUUCCAACAGAUUUAUGCCAGGCAAUAUUACAUGCAAUAUUUAGCAGCUACUGCUGCUUCAGGGGCCUUCACAUCAUCACCAAGUGCACAAGAAAUUCCUGUAGUCUCCACACCAACUCCAGCACCUAUUCAUAAUCAGUUUCCUGCUGAAAACCAGCCUGGCAAUCAGAAUGCUGCUGCUCAAGUGGUCGUUAAUCCAGGAGCCAAUCAGAAUUUGCGGAUGAAUGCACAAGGUGGUCCUCUUGUAGAAGAGGAUGAUGAGAUGAAUCGUGACUGGUUGGAUUGGAUCUAUUCAGCAACCACAUUCUCAGUCUUCCUUAGCAUCCUCUAUUUCUAUUCCUCUCUGAGCCGAUUCCUUAUGGUCAUGGGUGCCACACUUGUUAUGUACCUGCAUCACGUUGGGUGGUUUCCAUUUAGACAAAGACCAACUCCACAAAUUCCAAAUAAUAAUCCUCCUCGAGUAGCCAUUAAUCAAGAUCCGAACAAUAAUUUACAGGAGGAAAAUGCUGAUGGAGAUGGAGAACCUGGAUUAGUUCCUCCCCAGCAGGAUUUAUUGGAAGGUCAACAAGGCAGCCCUUCAAUUAUGAGCACUGCAUGGCUUGUCUUCAAAACAUUCUUUGCCUCUCUCCUGCCAGAAGGCCCCCCAGCAGUAGUGAACUAACCAGUUCGAUUGCCUAGCUGUUAGAUAGUUUUCCAAGUGUGGACUGACUGGGUCGUGUAACUCCAACUUAACGACUUACUUGUCUUCUCAACUGGACAGGGCUAUGACUCCGAAUAAUUAAAAGAACCAGCAGGGAUGUUCUUUUGUGACCAAGCAAAUACAAAAAAGCAGGAUCCCGAAUCCAUGUUACGAGUUUAUGGACUUCAUGAAGUACAUCGUGCUUACUAUGUCUUUAUUCCAAAGAGCUUAAUAUAUGCUGAAUUUAGUUUAAUAAGCAUUUUAAGUAGAAGGCAUUAGUGUUGCACUGUUUUGCCUGAAGAGCACUUAAGGUUGUGUGUUUGCAUGUGUUUGUACAUAGAUGUAAUAGGAGCAGAAUGCUUGGUUCUGCCCAUGUGAUUUGAUUCCUGUUGGAAUGUUUUAAAUGUGGUUUAAAUUACACUAAGUGUAGUACUUUGUAUAAUCAAUGAAAUUGCUAGACAUGUUUUAGCAAGAUUUUUCUAGGGAAGAUAUAUGUCUAAAUUGCUUUUUUAAAUGCAGUGCUUUAUUUUAAACCAAGGGAAAAUUUGUAGAGGUGGAAACCUUUGCUGGGUUUUCUGUACAAUAAAGUUUUCCUACAAAUGA
Messenger RNA from Antechinus flavipes (yellow-footed antechinus), 2025 nucleotides. It is a transcript of the gene HERPUD1, whose product is annotated as homocysteine inducible ER protein with ubiquitin like domain 1. NCBI's taxonomy places the organism in Eukaryota, Metazoa, Chordata, Mammalia, Dasyuromorphia, Dasyuridae. The transcript has 8 exons. Gene Ontology annotation, biological process: negative regulation of endoplasmic reticulum stress-induced intrinsic apoptotic signaling pathway; endoplasmic reticulum calcium ion homeostasis; endoplasmic reticulum unfolded protein response. The record is from RefSeq and is a predicted model, not a curated record. Gene Ontology annotation, molecular function: transmembrane transporter binding. The annotation marks the transcript as partial. Gene Ontology annotation, cellular component: endoplasmic reticulum membrane.